UGAUUCAGGGCGAUGCUGAUGACUGAGAGCAGGUAAAAAACAUAAGCCGAGGAACAUGUGGAGCCUUUUUACGCACCGUGGGAGAGUUUUGCGCCACUUGCUCCUGUGGCACAAACAUGCUUUUUUAAAAGUGCUCUCUGUUUGAGUAACUUUUUUUAAAAUUUGAAGACAGUAGUAUGAAGUCACCAGAUCUGGCAUGUUUCCUGCGUUGUGUCCUCAUGCUCAGGAUUGCGACCCAUGGGAUGUAGUAAAUGGAGAGUUGCGUUCAACUUUGGACACCUGAAGGCGCAGUCCAAGCUGUCCGUCUUCUUUACCAUGAUCAUUCUCUUCACGUAUCUCUUCUACUGCCUCAACGGAUUCUGUGACUCCCUGCCCAGGCCUGUGUACGACCAGCAAAGUAAUCUCAAAGCCAUCCUAAAUGAUGGACACGAAGCGGAGCAGCUCGGCGCGUAUAACGCGUCCCCGGUCUCGUUCGUCCGGGAGCAACUGUCGGACUUGUCGAACGGCGAAGCUCCUUCGAACAAUAUUUCUAUAGCUAAUAAUUUUGGCAGCAAAAAGUACCCCCAGGCCAUCAUCAUCGGGGUGAAGAAAGGCGGCACUCGGGCUCUGCUGGAGUUCCUGCGCAUCCAUCCGGACGUGAGAGCCGUGGGCGCAGAGCCGCACUUCUUCGACCGCUUCUACGAGAGGGGACUGGAAUGGUACAGGUAA
Molecule: messenger RNA, 708 nt
Organism: Stegastes partitus (bicolor damselfish)
Lineage: Eukaryota; Metazoa; Chordata; Actinopteri; Pomacentridae
Product: heparan sulfate glucosamine 3-O-sulfotransferase 3B1-like
Exons: 1
Coding region: 238-708 (156 amino acids)
Molecular function (GO): [heparan sulfate]-glucosamine 3-sulfotransferase activity
Source: RefSeq, a predicted model, not a curated record